GAGUCUAGAACGUUCGUGUCUAGAACGGUCGAGUUGAGAAUCGGUAGAGAGGGGCGCGAGCCAACCAAUGGGAUGAAUUGGAAUGGUCUAGAUCGGACGAGAAAGUUCGGCGCCGUUUUAUAAACCGGAAGACCCUGAGAGUCGGGUCAGUCUAUAUUCGAAAACGAUUGAUAUAACAUACCUACUUCAGAGCUACCAGCUCGUUUCAACUAUUUAUUUGUAUUCUGUGUUUGAAAAGAUCUUUGAAGAUGCCUGCUAUUGGAAUCGAUCUCGGAACGACCUACUCUUGCGUCGGCGUUUGGCAACAAGGAAAAGUUGAGAUUAUCGCCAACGACCAAGGGAACAGGACGACACCCAGUUAUGUGGCUUUUACGGAUACGGAGAGGCUCAUAGGUGACGCUGCUAAAAAUCAGGUAGCGAUGAAUCCUCAGAAUUCCGUAUUCGAUGCCAAAAGGUUGAUUGGAAGGAAAUACGAUGACCCCAAGAUUCGAGAGGACAUGAAACACUGGCCUUUCAAAGUGGUCGACGAUUGUUCCAAGCCGAAGAUACAAGUGGAAUUUAAAGGAGAAUGCAAACGUUUCGCUCCUGAAGAAAUCAGCUCGAUGGUCUUGGUGAAAAUGAAGGAAACGGCGGAAGCUUACUUGGGUCAGAAGGUGAAAGACGCUGUUAUCACGGUCCCUGCUUACUUCAACGAUUCUCAGAGACAGGCGACCAAGGAUGCGGGCGCCAUCGCCGGACUGAACGUAUUGAGGAUAAUCAACGAACCGACAGCAGCAGCCUUGGCUUACGGUUUGGACAAGAACCUGAAAGGUGAAAGAAACGUGUUGAUAUUCGACUUGGGAGGUGGAACCUUCGACGUUUCAAUAUUGACGAUCGACGAAGGGUCCCUUUUCGAAGUACGUUCUACCGCCGGGGACACCCAUCUAGGAGGAGAAGACUUCGACAACCGAUUGGUUAACCAUCUGGUAGAAGAAUUCAAGAGGAAGUAUAAAAAAGACAUCAAAUCCAAUCCCAGGGCUUUGAGGAGGUUGAGGACGGCGGCCGAACGAGCUAAAAGGACAUUGUCCUCCAGUACAGAAGCUUCCAUAGAAAUCGACGCUCUGUUCGAUGGCAUAGAUUUCUACACGAAAGUCACUCGGGCCAGAUUCGAAGAACUCUGUUCGGACCUUUUCAGAUCUACACUCCAACCUGUAGAAAAAGCCCUCUGUGACGCCAAAUUGGACAAGGGUUCUAUCCACGACGUAGUGCUCGUCGGAGGUUCGACGAGGAUACCCAAGAUCCAGACCCUUUUGCAACAGUUCUUCAAUGGAAAACCUUUGAACAUGUCCAUCAAUCCCGAUGAAGCAGUGGCUUACGGUGCCGCUGUCCAAGCUGCUAUUCUCAGUGGAGACCAGAGCUCUCAGAUACAAGACGUGCUGCUUGUCGAUGUGACUCCGCUCUCUCUCGGCAUAGAAACAGCCGGCGGAGUCAUGACCAAGAUAAUCGAAAGAAACGCCAGAAUCCCAUGUAAACAGUCUCAGACGUUCUCGACGUACUCUGAUAACCAGCCGGCUGUUACGAUCCAGGUGUUUGAAGGAGAGAGGGCGAUGACCAAAGACAACAACCUCUUGGGCACUUUCGACCUGACGGGGAUACCGCCUGCUCCCAGAGGGGUGCCUCAAAUCGAUGUCACAUUCGACCUAGACGCCAACGGUAUAUUGAACGUCUCGGCCAAAGAGAACAGCACAGGAAAGUCUAAAAACAUUGUCAUCAAAAACGACAAAGGGAGACUCUCGAAAGAGGAAAUCGACAGGAUGGUCAAUGAUGCCGAGAAGUACAAGAAGGAAGACGACGCUCAGAGAGAGAGGAUCGCCGCCAGGAAUCAACUCGAAGCCUAUGUCUUCAACGUCAAACAAGCCGUCGAAGAUGCCGGCGACAAGCUCAGCCAAUCGGACAAAGACACCAUCAAGUCAAAAUGCGAAGAUGUCAUCCGCUGGCUGGACAGCAACUCCCUCGCCGACAAAGAGGAAUACGAACAUAAAUUGAAAGAGUUGCAAAGCGAAUGCACUCCUUACAUGACCAAAAUGCACGGAGGACAACAAGCUCCCAACUUCACCAAUUGCGGACAACAAGCAGGGCAAAGGUUCAAUACUGGACCUACUGUAGAAGAAGUUGAUUAAUUACUCAAAUCGUCUUGUCUAGUUUAAUUUCUUUAAGUUCUUAAAAGACUGUCAUUCCAUUUCAUUUUUUUUAUAUUAUUAUUUUUAUUAAGCUUGUUUCCAUGGAACUAGUUUG
Cimex lectularius (bed bug) is the source of this 2274-nucleotide messenger RNA. RefSeq names its product major heat shock 70 kDa protein Ba-like. Bases 249 to 2159 code for a protein of 636 amino acids. NCBI's taxonomy places the organism in Eukaryota, Metazoa, Arthropoda, Insecta, Hemiptera, Cimicidae. Gene Ontology annotation, biological process: protein refolding; cellular response to unfolded protein. The record is from RefSeq and is a predicted model, not a curated record. Gene Ontology annotation, molecular function: ATP-dependent protein folding chaperone; ATP binding; ATP hydrolysis activity. The transcript has a single exon. Gene Ontology annotation, cellular component: cytoplasm.